This is a messenger RNA of Parastagonospora nodorum SN15, 639 nucleotides long. RefSeq lists its product as hypothetical. The transcript is spliced from 5 exons. Lineage: Eukaryota; Fungi; Ascomycota; Dothideomycetes; Pleosporales; Phaeosphaeriaceae. Gene Ontology annotation, cellular component: cytoplasm. The coding region runs from base 1 to 639 and encodes 212 amino acids. Gene Ontology annotation, molecular function: zinc ion binding; carbonate dehydratase activity. Gene Ontology annotation, biological process: cellular response to carbon dioxide; cellular response to oxidative stress; carbon utilization. The record is from RefSeq and is a predicted model, not a curated record.
AUGGCCACUUACAUAGAUCCCUUGGACCACCUACUCGCCGGUAACCGACACUACGUGCAACGUACGACGGAGAGAAACCCAAACACGUUCAAAGAUCUUGCCAAAGGUCAGGCACCUGAAAUACUUUGGAUAGGCUGUGCAGACAGUCGGGUGCCUGAGACAACCGUCUGUCACUGUAAACCAGGCGACAUCUUUGUGCACAGGAACAUCGCGAAUACUGUGCAUGCCAAUGAUCUUAACUCGGCGAGCGUUGUGGAGUAUGCCGUUGCGCAUCUAAAAGUGAAAAAGGUCGUCGUCUGUGGGCACACAAAGUGUGGAGGUGCGGCGGCAGCACUUGGGGAUGCUGAUCUGGGUGAGACGCUGAACACAUGGCUCCACCCUGUCCGAGAAUUGCGGAGGAAGCACAAGUUGGAGCUCGAGAAGCUGACCAACGACGAUGCGCGUGCUUCACGAGUUGCAGAACUCAACGUGCAAGCGUCUAUUGAGGUGCUUAGGCAACAUCCGGCCAUCAAGAGGGCUAUGAGUGAGCGUGGCUUGACGCUACACGGACUCAUCUACGAUAUCGGGGCUGGUGAAUUGAAGAUGAUCGAUGGCAAGGGGAGUGGACAGAAGGCGAACGGACUGUGGAGCCCGAGAUAG